ACGGCUCGCUCAGCCUGACGCACACACACGCGCUCUGUGCUGCGGACUUUUCCCAUUUCCCUCCUUCGCUCUGCGCUCCGCUGUGAAUGAACAGCCUGUUUGGCAUUCCUACCAACGUCAGCAGCUGAAGGUGGACCACUCCGAGCUGCCUGCUCCUAUAAAUCGGUGCCGCAGCCCGCUUCCCUGCAGGAACGCUCUCCAAGUUGGAGCAGGAGCAGGAAAACGGAGCGCAUUCUUCAGUCUGCAGAGGAGACGCGCGUUGGAGGUCUAGUCUAAUUCCUGAGGAAAUAAAUCCGGCCAAGAGUCGCUCCAAGCUCCGCCGCCGGACUCGGUCUGUUAGCGCGCCGUUGCAGGUGGAUGCUGGGAAGCGAGCUGCUGACAGAUGUUCCCCCUGGCCCAGUUCGGGGUGCUGUCGGCUCUGGCCGCCGCGCUCACGUCGGUGCUGUCCGCGCUGCUGCUGCUGGUGCUGACCCGGCAGCUGUGGAGUCUCCGCUGGAGCCUGACCCGGGACAAGGACAGCAGCCUGCCGCUGCCGAGGGGCUCCAUGGGCUGGCCGCUGGUCGGAGAGACCUUCCACUGGCUCUUCCAGGGCUCCAACUUCCACAUCUCACGGCGGAAACGUCACGGCAACGUGUUUAAGACCCACCUCCUGGGGAAGCCGCUGGUCCGGGUGACCGGAGCGGAAAACAUCCGCAAGAUCCUGCUGGGGGAGCACAACCUGGUGUGCACCCAGUGGCCCCAGAGCACCCGCAUAAUCCUGGGCCCCAACACCCUGGUCAACUCGGUGGGAGACCUCCACCGGAGGAAGAGAAAGAUCCUGGCCAAGGUGUUCAGCCGGGGGGCGCUGGAGUCCUACCUGCCCCGGGUGCAGGACGUCAUCAAGGCCGAAAUCGGCAAGUGGUGCUCUGAGCCGGGGUCCAUCGACGUCUACGGCGCCGCCAAGUCGCUGACGUUCCGCAUCGCGGUGCGGGUGCUGCUGGGCCUGCGGAUGGAGGAGGAGCGCAUCGUCUACCUGGCCAGGAUCUUCGAGCAGCUCAUGAACAACCUGUUCUCGCUGCCCUUCGACGCGCCGUUCAGCGGCCUGCGCAAGGGCAUAAAGGCCAGAGAGAUCCUCCAUGCCAACAUGGAGAAGAUCAUCGAGGAGAAGAUGGCGCGGCAGCAGGUGGACGACGACUAUCAGGACGCCUUUGACCUCAUGCUGGCGGGCGCCAAGGAGCAAGGCCAGGAGCUCAGCAUGCAGGAGCUCAAGGAAACAGCAGUGGAGCUGAUCUUCGCGGCCCACUCCACCACAGCCAGCGCCUCCACGUCGCUGGUCCUGCAGCUCCUCCGCCACCCGGCGGUGGUGGAGAAGGCCAGAGCCGAGCUGCAGGCUGAAGGUCUCGGCUGGCAGGAGGAGCCGAGCCCCGGCCCGCCUGGCGUAGCUGUGGAAACGCAGCAGGAGGCUGCAGAGACGGAAACCAGCUGCUUGCUGAGCACCAGGAGUGGGCCAGACGGCGGUCCUCCUCAGCCUGGCUCCCAUGUGCCCUACCUGAGCCUGGAAAAGCUGAGCCAGCUGCGCUACAUCGACUGCGUGGUGAAGGAGGUGCUGCGCUGCCUGCCGCCGGUCUCUGGGGGAUACCGCACGGCCCUGCAGACCUUCGAACUAGACGGCUACCAGAUCCCUAAAGGCUGGAGCGUGAUGUACAGCAUCCGGGACACUCAUGAGACGGCGGCGGUGUUCCAGAGCCCGGAGCAGUUUGAUCCGGAGCGCUUUGGGCCGGAGCGGGACGAGAGCCGGCAGUCCCGCUUCAGCUACGUGCCUUUUGGCGGCGGCGUGCGCAGCUGCGUGGGCAAGGAGCUGGCGCAGAUCAUCCUCAAGACUCUGGCCGUGGAGCUGAUGGGGACGUGCAGAUGGACCCUGGCCACGGAGAAGUUCCCCAAAAUGCAAACGGUCCCCAUCGUGCACCCGGUGAACGGGCUGCACGUGCGUUUCUCCUACAGCAAGCCGCUUUAGGUCCACAGCCAAGCCCAGCCAGGCGGUGAAGGGACGUUCUCUGAGCACAGAACCAGAACCUCCGCGGUCAGGCCACCUCUCUCCUCCUCAGACACGAGGCUUCCACUGACAUCCUGCAGAACUUCAUCCUUUAAAUGCUUCUUAAAUUAUUUAUGCAUUUUGCCUGUUUCCUGCAGAAGGUGUGAGUCUGCCCUCUGGUUGGACUAAAAGCACAUAAGCUAAGUUUUCUGUUUGCAGCUUUACAGACACCAUCGCCAUCCUGCUCCCUGUCUGCUGUCUGUAAAUUAGUUCUAAGUUAUUGUACAUAUCAGAAUAAGCCAUUAAAUCCAUAUCUCUGCUGCUUUUAACUGUUCUACUUCGCUGUAGCUUCUUCAUCCAUAACGUCACAAAUUUAAGGUCAGUUCUGUUUUCCGGCGUUCCGCUCUGCAGUUUCUCCUGCUUUGUCUUGUUCGACGUGCCUUUGAGCAGGGCACUUGGAGGCGGCGCACAGGAAAGGCUCCUCUGGAGGGUCAGAUCUGUGCUGGAACAGGAGUCGGUUCCCAUCAGCGCCUCUUUGAGCCUGAAAGGUUCAGGAAGAACUGGACAGUUAUGAGGAACAUUUGGUUUGAUUCCAGACGUUCUGCUGAUGAACGGGAAGCUGCUGCCGCUCUGGGACUCAUUCAGAAUGUCCUCCUUUUGCUUUUUAUAUGAAUGUUUCAUAGAUCUGUUAUUGUGUGUGCAUUAAAUGAAGUAGUGUUCUGAAUAAGCUGUAUUUAAAAGGCAGAUGGUCGUCAUCUGUUGUAGAGACACUAACCUGUAAUGUAAAACCUUAUUUCUCCCUUAGGAACCGUCUUACUUAGCAUCAGCUGAGUUCUAAUUGGUCGGAGGACUGUUAGCCUGGUCGGUGCGCUGUGAAAUGUCAGAUACAGAUGGAUUUAUGGAAGGAGAUAGCACUUUCUCCACUUUAAGGAGUCUGUAUAUACUGUAUUGUCCUGGUUGUUCACUGAAAGUAUCAGAUGUAGCUGCUGUACCGUCGAUUUGAAUUAGAGGAUGCCAAGCAAAGCUG
Molecule: messenger RNA, 3038 nt
Organism: Fundulus heteroclitus (mummichog)
Lineage: Eukaryota; Metazoa; Chordata; Actinopteri; Cyprinodontiformes; Fundulidae
Product: cytochrome P450 26C1
Exons: 7
Coding region: 383-1993 (536 amino acids)
Biological process (GO): sterol metabolic process
Molecular function (GO): iron ion binding; monooxygenase activity; oxidoreductase activity, acting on paired donors, with incorporation or reduction of molecular oxygen
Source: RefSeq, a predicted model, not a curated record